CCGCCCCUCACCGCAGCCCCUCUGUCGUCAUUUCCUGUGGGUCUGCGGGCAAAGGGAGAAGAUGGCGGCGCUGGGGGAACCUGUGCGGCUGGAAAGGGAUAUUUGUAGAGCAAUUGAAUUGUUGGAAAAACUACAAAGAAGUGGAGAGGUACCACCACAGAAACUUCAGGCUUUACAAAGAGUUCUGCAAAGUGAAUUCUGCAAUGCUGUAAGAGAGGUAUAUGAACAUGUCUAUGAGACUGUGGACAUCAGCAGCAGCCCAGAAGUCAGAGCUAAUGCCACUGCAAAGGCUACUGUUGCUGCAUUUGCUGCCAGCGAAGGACAUUCUCAUCCUCGAGUUGUUGAGCUACCCAAAACAGAAGAGGGCCUGGGAUUCAAUAUUAUGGGAGGCAAAGAACAGAACUCUCCAAUCUAUAUAUCUCGAAUAAUUCCGGGUGGAAUUGCUGAUAGACAUGGGGGCCUCAAGCGAGGGGAUCAACUUCUUUCUGUUAAUGGAGUGAGUGUGGAAGGAGAACAUCAUGAAAAAGCUGUAGAACUGCUGAAAGCAGCCCAAGGAAAGGUUAAAUUAGUGGUACGAUAUACACCCAAGGUCUUAGAAGAAAUGGAGUCACGCUUUGAAAAAAUGAGAUCGGCCAAACGCAGGCAACAGACUUAAUGCAGUUUAAAACUUUGUAUUCCAUUUUGCUUUUAGCUAGAGAAGUUUUACUUGUGACCUACUGAUGGCCGCAAUGCCAAUGAUUGUAAAAAAACAAACAGAAACUUCCUGUGAAAUGCUCCUUGCCAUUUUAUAAAUUCCUAUUUUAACAUCAUUUGUGGUUCCAGAGAUGCAUAUACUUUUUUCUGACAAGAAAAAGUAAAGGUGAUGAGGGCACUUCUGUCCUGCUCUUUUUACAGGCUUUUUUCAAAUGCGGAUUUUGUCAUAAAAUUGUUAUAGAUUUUUAAAAAUGCUUUUUUAAUAUUAAGAUGUACUUUUACAUUCUUAAUCUUUUUUUAGAAAAAGUUUUCUUCAUUUGGCUGCUUAUUUAAAAAGAACAGUUCUCCAGUUCUUUUCUUGCUUACUCAGUUUUUUUUUUAACCUGUAAAAUUCCUUUACGGUUUUCCAAGACACUAAACAGUUUCAGCUACAGCAUUUGAUUACACUGUCAAUGUUAACAUCACUGCUGCAUUUUCUACUUCGAACACACGUAUAUAAUCACUGGCAAGUCAUAACUCAGCACAGUGGAAGUUUUUUACUUUUAUUUAACAUAAUGUAUAAUGAAUAGUCAUUUAUACUGAUUUAUAAAAGUUUUUAAACACUGAAACAAUCAUUGCUAAAAUAUGUAUUCUUUCAUAAUAUUUGAGCAGCAAGGCAAGAUGAUGUAAUUUGAUUUUUAGCAUUACAGAUUACAUCUCUUUAUAUUCAACAGUUAUCAAAUUACAAAUGCAAAAGCAAGUUCAGGUUUCAGCUUUUACAAUUUUUUUUAAUGCUGUUCAUUUUUAUGUAAAUAUAUUUCUUAUAUUUUGGUCCUUCCAUUCCUAAAGAUGAAUCAGUUAGUUUGUGGUGGGAAAUAGCAGAAGCAAAAAAGAGCAAGUAUUACUUUAACCUCACUAGCCUCAAGAGUUACACUCUCUUACUAGCUCAGUUUAAAGAAUUGAUUUUAAAUAGGAUUAUAGAAGGAUGUAUUGACGAUAUAUAGAAAUUAUGAGGCGAUGUAUUCAUAAGAAUCUGCAGGCUCUUUGUCAAAAUGAAUAGGAACUUAAAAUGGUUGAAUUUAGAGAUGUGACCUUGUUUAUGAUUCAGAUAUGAUGAAUUUUGAGAGAUACUUUGAUUUGUCCACUGGAUGUCACUAUUUUACUGAAAGGCAGCUAUUAGUGUAAGACUGACUAAGGUCUUUGUAAAGGCUGAAAUUAAGGAGUUGAGGUUCAUUUUCAGUCACAACUUAUAGGAACAUUUGUAUGGGUUUUUUUUUUUUUUUAUUUUAAGUGACAGAUGCUAAAAAGAAGGUAAUGGUUAGAAAUAUAUAAGGAAUUUAGACCCUGUGUAAAAAGGGGGCAUUUUAUAACAUUCCUUCAGGAUGACUAGAAAUGUAUACCUUUUUCUGCAUGUUUGUGAGCACUGUGACUCUUAAAAGAUUAUUCCAAUGUUCAAUGAUUUUAAGAAUAAAAGUCAAUCAGCAUAGUUAUUUAUCAUUUAGGUAUCGAACACUGGAUUGCAUGGUUGAAUGUGUCUUUAGUCCACUAUAAAAUGUGCUUGUUAUUGAUAGGAUCAUGUUGUUAAAUUGUAUAUUUUCAAAAUUCAUUGUUGUUUUUAAAAUGUCGAGACCAAAGUAGCAUAGAAAAAUUAUGGACUUAUUUUAAUUUAAUUGUAAAAUUAUUAGAGGUAUUUGUUGUAGAGCUUUAUAUAUUAAAGAGAGGUAUUGGUGCAUAUAAAAACAGUAAUAUUGUUAUGCUCGUUUUCUUGCAUUACAGGGUAAGGAAACCCUAAAGAAAUCUUAUUUUAGUAUAGCUACAGCUGCAGUAGCUUUUAAGGGUGUGUCAACAUUUCAUUAUAAAUUAUAGCUUCCUGGUUCAGUAUCUCAGCUGUUUCAGAACUUGCAGCCAAGUUAAAUCUUUUUUGGUGUUGAAACUUAGUAAGUUGAGUAAGCUAUUUUUUUUUCCUUCUUCUACAGUAAUUCACAAUCUGUUCUUUGUGUGGGUUGGCACUUAUUUAUAAUUCUUAAAAUAAAGAUAGCUUAAAGGAGCCAGAUACAGUAGUUUUGCUUGCUACUGUUGAGCAUGAGUAGCAGUAGUUUGUUUUCAUUAAUGCAGUUUUCACAGUGUACCCCAGAAUUUCAAAUCCUGACCAUAGAAAAAGUCAUUCAGUGGCAAAGAUGAACAGUAGUGGUUUAGUAUAGUGAGGAAAUGAAGGGAUUUUUCAUCUUAUAAAUAACUGUAUGAUUCAUGAACAUAAGUAGGAACAUAGUAUAUAAUAGGUGUUUGAUUUGUAAAUUAUAUAUAUAACUAUUGCCCCCUCCCCAGUUUCCAUUUAUUGGGUCGUCGGGAAAGUCAUGACGUAUUUUUGCAUUGAAAAACAGAAAAAUACAUCAUGACUUUCCCGACCACCCAAUAUUUUCUUGGUAUUUCAAAAUGAAUUGACUCAGUGAUUCUGAACCUUAGCUGCAUAUUAGAACACCCUGCAGAACUUAAAGAAAUGUUGAUUCCUGAGUCCCAUCCCACACCAACUAAAUCAGAAUUUCUGAGGGUAGGGCCAACACUAUUUUUUUUUUUUUAAGGUUUCUGGGUGGUUCUGAAGGACUUAUAGGAUUGAGAACCACUGAUUUCCCCCUUUAUAAAAUGCUCUAAUUACACUGGACUAUAUUUGGAAGUAUCAGAAUAAAAUAAUUCAAUUUACAGCUACUGUUAAGUAGCAGCAAAUAUAAUGAUUGUUUAUAGUCUUAAUUUCUUGAGGAAUAAAAGGUACUUGGCAUUCUUUAUUUGGGAAGUAAUCACAACCCACCUUUCUCCUUUUUUUUUUCAAAUAAAAUCUACCAGUAGGUUAAAUGUAAACAUUUAAUGUCUGUCAUGUUUUUGUGUGUGCUUUGCCUUUUUAAAACUUACAAAGAUAAAUGUUUAUUAUUUGAGGAAGCAUGUGUACAAACUGCAGAUGAGAAAUAAUGUCAUUGAUAAUUAUAUGCUGUCUUAACUUGGCCACUUACUAGCAUAAUAAUAGAUUAUAGUGGCCUGGUUUUUUGGGGUUUGGUAAUUCAGAUGUGUUUUUUAAAAAUCAUUGUCUUCUACAUUUUUGAAAGUUAUUUUGUUCAAGUACUUAAGUAGUUUGGCUCAAGUACUUUGUUUACAAUUUAUAUGGAUAUUAUAGCAUUUAAUAGAAGAAAUGGCCAUGGCUUAUCUGAAAAGAAUGUCAGCAUGACUUGGUGUGGACUUAAAAGAAUACAUGUUGUGCAUAUUUUAUAAUGUGGAAUGAUCAUUGAAAUAUCAAGGACUCUAGUAAUUGUAUUUCCUGAAUAAAUGUAUGUUUAUGAAUUUUCUAACAUAUUUAGUUGUCUCCUUUGCUAACAAUCUGGUUUUAUACUUUUCUUGUUCAAAAUUUCACUAAUAGUGUUUUUCAAUCAUCGCAGUUCUGUAAUGGUUAAAUAGUGGGAAAAAAACAAAUUGCUUGCUCACUAAUUUUCAAGAACUUCCAAACUGAUUUGUAUCUGGACAUAGUUUUAAAAAAAUAUUAGCAAACAGUAUGCUUCUAUUUUAAUUCUUUUUUGAGGUAAAGAAAUAGAAUACCCAAAAUGGAUUUAACACUUUUUCAACAGAUGACUUCAUUUAUCAACUUAAUUCUGAUUCUAAGGCUUAUUUAAAAUAAAUUUGUAUUACCCCUUGUUCUUUGGAUUUGAAAUAUAUAACUGCACAACAGAUGUGUUUCUGAACGCUGUGUAUAAAUACUUUUAAAUGAGGUAAAAGCAAAAUCUAUGGUGGUUACUGGAAUAAAACUUCAAAUUCCUAUA
Messenger RNA from Hipposideros armiger (great roundleaf bat), 4472 nucleotides. It is a transcript of the gene LIN7C, whose product is annotated as lin-7 cell polarity scaffold C. Bases 62 to 655 code for a protein of 197 amino acids. Lineage: Eukaryota; Metazoa; Chordata; Mammalia; Chiroptera; Hipposideridae. The record is from RefSeq and is a predicted model, not a curated record. Gene Ontology annotation, molecular function: protein binding. The transcript is spliced from 5 exons.